Neogale vison (American mink) is the source of this 1872-nucleotide messenger RNA. It is a transcript of the gene MFSD12, whose product is annotated as major facilitator superfamily domain containing 12. The record is from RefSeq and is a predicted model, not a curated record. Gene Ontology annotation, molecular function: symporter activity. Gene Ontology annotation, biological process: carbohydrate transport. The transcript has 10 exons. Lineage: Eukaryota; Metazoa; Chordata; Mammalia; Carnivora; Mustelidae. Gene Ontology annotation, cellular component: membrane. Bases 53 to 1489 code for a protein of 478 amino acids.
GGGGUCCGUCUGUCGCGCGCCAGACCGCCCGGCCCGGGUGCGGAGCGCGGCCAUGGGCCCGGGGCCCCCGGCGGCCGGAGCGGGGGCGCCGCCGCAGUCCCUGUCGCUGGCCGCGCGGCUGAGCUACGCCGUGGGCCACUUCCUCAACGACCUGUGCGCGUCCAUGUGGUUCACCUACCUGCUGCUCUACCUGCACUCGGUGCGCGCCUACAGCUCGCGCGGCGCCGGCCUGCUGCUGCUGCUCGGCCAGGUGGCCGACGGGCUGUGCACGCCCCUCGUGGGCUACGAGGCCGACCGCGCCGCCGGCCGCUGCGUCCGCUGCGGCCCCCGAAAGGCCUGGCAUCUGGUCGGCACCGUCUGUGUCCUGCUGUCCUUCCCCUUCAUCUUCAGCCCGUGCCUGGGCUGCGGGGCCGCCACGCCGGAGUGGGCCGCCCUCCUCUACUAUGGGCCCUUCGUGGUGGUCUUCCAGUUCGGCUGGGCGGCCACGCAGAUCGCCCACCUCAGCCUCAUCCCAGAGCUCGCCACCAGUGACCACGAGAAGGUGGAGCUCACGGCCCUCAGGUACGCCUUCACCGUGGCGGCCAACAUCGCCGUGUACGGGGCCGCCUGGCUCCUGCUGCACCUGCAGGGCUCCCCGAGCACGGAGGCGGCCCGCGACGUCUCCGACCAGCUGGGGGUCCAGGACGUGCAGGUGUUCCAGAACCUCUCCCUGUUGGUGAUAGGAGUCGGAGCCGUCUUCUCGCUUCUGUUCCACCUGGGCACCCGGGAGGGGCGCCGGGCCCCGGCGGAGGCGCCGGACGAGCACAGCCCGCUGCUGGCCCCCACGACUGCCCGGCCCCUGCUGCUCUGGAAACACUGGCUCCGGGAGCCGGCCUUCUACCAGGUGGGUCUGCUGUACAUGAGCACGAGGCUCAUCGUGAACCUGUCCCAGACCUACAUAGCCAUGUACCUCACCUACUCCCUCAACCUGCCCAAGAAGUUCAUCGCCACCAUCCCGCUGCUGAUGUACGUCAGCGGCUUCUGCUCCUCCUUCCUCAUGAAGCCGGUCAACAGGAGCAUCGGGAGGAACCUGACCUACUUUGCGGGGCUCCUGGCGAUCCUGGCCUUCGCCGCCUGGGUGGCGCUGGCGGACAGGCUGGGCGUGGCCGUGUACGCGGCGGCCGCGCUGCUGGGCAUGGGCUGUGCCACCAUCCUCGUCACCUCGCUGGCCAUGACGGCCGACCUCAUCGGCCCCCACACGCACAGCGGAGCCUUCGUGUACGGGGCCAUGAGCUUCUCGGAUAAAGUGGCCAACGGGCUGGCCGUCAUGGCCAUCCAGAGCCUGUACCCCUGCUCCUUGGAGAUCUGCUGCAGGGCCUGCAUGGGCUUCUACCGCUGGGUGAUGGUGGCCGCCACGGGCGGCGUAGGCGUGGCCGCUACCCUCUGUCUGUGCAGCCUCUUCCUCUGGCCCAUCCGCCUGCGGAGCUGGGACCCUGGAGCCCAGCCCUGAUGCCACACGCGCCUCAGUCGCCGUCCUGUGAACGUGAACUCGGUUCCAGGCCCCGCGGAGGCCGGGAGCAGCCCUCCCUCCGUGCUGUCCCUCCCUGCCAUCCCUGCCCCCACCCUUGCUGGCUGCGGGGAGGUGGGGGGGACGGUCAGGAUCCCAGACAUGGAGGUGAGCCCUCUGGGAUCCAGGCGCGCGCCUGGCUCACCCCUCACCCCGGGCUCGGCUGUGGUUUCCUACGUGCCGCCAGGUCCCCUCGGCCAUGGUGCGGUCCCUGGGCCUGACGGGAACCUCAGGCGGGGGUGGGGAGGAGCAAGUCCCAUGCCCUGCGCCCAGGCUGCUGCUGGCCACGAAUAAAGAGCCACCCGUGGGUGAGGGCCGUGGCCUCA